Sungouiella intermedia is the source of this 1371-nucleotide messenger RNA. The record is from the annotation of a GenBank genome assembly. Lineage: Eukaryota; Fungi; Ascomycota; Pichiomycetes; Serinales; Metschnikowiaceae.
AUGUCUGAGUCCCAGGUCAAGGUCAGCUUCUUCACCAAGGAAGACGAUGAGUCACUCCAUACAUCAGACGCUCCGUUGUUUGUGCCCGUAUCCUUGAAAAGAUACGGUCUCUCCGAGGUGGUCAACCAUCUCUUAAAGACAGAAACUCCAGUGCCAUUUGACUUUCUUAUUGACGGUGUUUUGUUACGUUCAUCCGUCGACGAGUACUUGCUUAAGAACGGUUUAUCUUCUGAAACUUUCUUGAACAUCGAGUAUGCUCGUGCAGUGCUUCCUCCAUCGUUUUUGGCCUCAUUUAAUGAUGAAGAUUGGGUGUCUUCUCUCGACACUAUCAGUGCCACAUCUGAAGCUGUUCUGGCUGUCCGUGGUGCCGUCAAUGUUGCUCCACAGAUCCUUGCGGGCUCCUACGACGGAAUUGUCAGAACUUACAACAUGUCUGGCCAGGUUGAGAAGCAGUAUGUGGGCCAUCUGGGUCCUGUGAGAAGUGUGAAAUGGGUUUAUACCCACCGUAUAGUUUCUGCCGGUAACGACAGACAAAUCCGUUUGUGGAAGACAAGCAAUGCCGAAACCGAAGUGGAAGACGAUGAUGAUGAACCUGAAUUGGCAAAGACUUUGGCAAUUCUUGAGUAUCACAAGGCUCCAGUAGUGGAUCUUGACGUCAACCAAACUUCCCACAGAAUUUUGUCGGCGGGAGGUGAUAAUGUGGUUGGUUUGUGGUCCACUGUUCCAAAGGACAUGACGGUGGUUGAACCAUACGGAGGAGAAACAGCCGGAGCAUCUUCAGCAUCGAAAAAGAGAAGAAAGAUGGCAUUGCAAGACUCUGGAAUUAAGCACAGAGCACCAUUGGCAUUGUUGGAGAGCCAUACGCAGCCGGUAGAGGGUGUGAUUUUCGAUAAGUUCGACUCCUCCGUGGCCUACUCGGUAUCUCAGGAUCACACCAUCAAAACUUGGGAUUUGGUGACUUCUCGCUGUGUGGACACAAGAUCGACAGGAUAUUCGCUUCUCUCUGUUCUCCAAUUGCCAGAUGUUAACCUUAUUGCCUCUGGAUCUUCUGCUAGACACAUCAACUUGCAUGAUCCAAGAAUACAAGCUGGAGCCACCGAGAAGCACAUCACCAAGCUUUCUGGCCACUCCAACUUCGUGGUGGACCUUUCUGUGUGUCCAACCAACGGAAAAAUGUUUGCAUCUGCCUCUCACGACGGAACUGUGAAGGUCUGGGACGUGAGAUCGGAAAAACCCUUGUACACUAUUUCUCGUGAAAGUGGUGGAAAGGACAAGGUGUUUGGCGUUUCUUGGGACAAGGAAAUUGGAAUUGUCAGUGGUGGAGAGGACAAGAAAGUGCAGAUCAACAAGGGCGACAACAUCGCCAACUAG